This is a messenger RNA of Daldinia vernicosa, 1642 nucleotides long. RefSeq lists its product as uncharacterized. NCBI's taxonomy places the organism in Eukaryota, Fungi, Ascomycota, Sordariomycetes, Xylariales, Hypoxylaceae. Bases 292 to 1536 code for a protein of 414 amino acids. The record is from RefSeq and is a predicted model, not a curated record. The transcript has 7 exons.
CUUGGCGAUUAUAUGCAGAGGCCCGUCACACGAUAGGAUAUCACUUGAAUACCUAGUAGGCACGUAUCAGCAAGACCAGAGUAUUAUUGCCCAUUUCCCGACACCCUUUGCUACUUUUUGUUUCUUCGAACACUUUGCUUUCUUCCACACUCUGCUCUCGUCUACAUAUGUACAUCUUGGCCUACAGAGUAUUAGCAAGAGCUCUUACUAGUCCUCAGGCAUUGCUUUUUCUCAGUUAUCACUACUUCACAUAGCCCAGUAAAAAGAGUUAUACUUACUCUAUCUACCACUAUGGAUCCUGGCUCUUUAGAUUUUGAUCAUAUUCCGGCUAUGGAGCCUCCGACGGGUGUGAUCCCGAACUUCGAGACUCCCGACUCUUUAGCUCCGGCUGGCAAAAUCAUGUACAGCGUCGCACUACCCGUAAUGAUAAUUAUCGUCAUCAUUCGUCUCUAUACGAGGUUGCAUAUAACUCGUGCAAUUGGUGCAGAUGACUGGCUUUGUAUUGCCGGGACGGCAGCUGUUAUAUCCUACUGUGGUGUUUCUCUGUCUAUAUUCGAAAAGGGAUAUCUUGGACCUCAUCAAUGGAACGUCCCGCUCAGUACCAUCACCCCGGAAUACAUUCGAGGGUCUGUUGUUGUAACAUGUCUCUAUGGCGCUAGCUCUAUAUUCAUCAAGACAUCACUUCUUGUAUUAUAUCUACGUAUUUUUCGGCCCUCCAGUGCUGCGACUAUAAUAAUAUGGCUAGGUAUUGGGUUGAUAGUAGCCUUCUAUAUUACUACCAUUAUUUCAACUGCAGUCUUUUGCAACCCGUUGCUGUGGCCACCAACAUCCAACCCCAUUGAAUUCGCAGCGGCGCAAAACAAGGGCAAAUGUAACCAGCCACAGUUACAUUUAUCGGCAGUCCGAGGAAUAUUUAGCACCGUCUCGGAUUUCUAUGUGUUGGCUAUUCCCACGGUUUUGAUUUGGAGCCUUCAGCUCCCCCUUAUGCGUCGUGUCGGCAUUGUCGCUAUCUUCCUUGUUGGGUUAAUUGCUACUGGUAGCUCGAUAGCUACAGUGGUGUUCCGUUUUCGACAAUUGAAUUCCGCUGAUUUCUCAUGGUAUUCUGCCAUGAAUAUGAUCCUUGGGGGUGCGGAAUUAAUGGCGGGCAUCAUUUGCAGUUGCUUGCCUGUAGCCUUCGUGACCUUCAGGCGAGUUACGAUAACAUCUUGGAUAUCCCUUACGCAUUAUGUUAAGACACUUCGGUCCAGGCCCAAUGGGGUAAUCACUGAUAGUAACGAGUCGAAGCUUGUGAAAGACUCAGUAGUUUCGACCAAUAAACUACCAAAGAUUCCUCGGGCAACGAUUACUGGCCUCAGAACUUUCAUGUGGGGCAGUUCUCGGGGCCAACCGAGAGAGUUAUCAGAGCUAUCGACCUACAAUGAGAUCAACUCUAUUGAUGACGAGUACCAUUUACAACUCAAGAGCGCGCAACAUACGGUUUCCCCUUUAUUACCCCUUUCAGCAAGGACUGCGCCAUCCAGGUCUACGGGUUUCUAGAACGUUAGUAACAGAUCAAGUGUGUCGGUUGGAAUGACUGUUUCUUGGGUAGCCGUUUACUUAUCUGUUUUAUGUAUUAAUUAGUGUUUUCAUAAUAAAUUCGUCC